Drosophila miranda is the source of this 5913-nucleotide messenger RNA. It is a transcript of the gene DCX-EMAP, whose product is annotated as echinoderm microtubule-associated protein-like CG42247. NCBI's taxonomy places the organism in Eukaryota, Metazoa, Arthropoda, Insecta, Diptera, Drosophilidae. Bases 1632 to 5153 code for a protein of 1173 amino acids. The record is from RefSeq and is a predicted model, not a curated record. Gene Ontology annotation, cellular component: mitotic spindle. Gene Ontology annotation, molecular function: microtubule binding. Gene Ontology annotation, biological process: microtubule cytoskeleton organization; intracellular signal transduction. The transcript is spliced from 12 exons.
AGUUUGUGUAUUUGGGUUUGAUGCGCAUUUUAUUCCGUGCGAUUGGUUUUGCAAUCUUAAGUAAAUUGUGCUUAACUAGUAUUUGAGUCGGGCAAAUGCUUGGCUUAUCGGGCCAUUCAAGUCUGGGGCAAAUUAAUAAAAUUAUGCAAAUUUAAAAGCUGGGCCAUAAAUCAUGGCUUCGAAAUGGCCCAAAGGCAAAUAAUGGCAACGUCAUUAGAUAAAUUUAUCUCGAAUGCCGAACAAAUUGAAAAAAAAGAACAACUGACAACAAAAUGGCAAACAGAAGAGGAAAAUCAAUAUUUGAAACCGAAAAUGUACAGUAAUCAGCAUAAUAUGGGAAACCGCCAUUAAAAUCAUUAUGUACCACGUUUAAUGCCUAUUUAUGGGUGAUUUCAAUUUAAGUAGCACCCACACCCAGACCCAGACCCAGACCCAGAUCCCCGUUCCAGAGACUGGCGGGAAAAUGCGAAAACAAAUACCGAAUGGUACUACGGAAUAACAGAAUAACGGAAAACGGAAUACGGAAAACCUGCUGGCGUUAAUUUUCAAUAAAAAGCUGCUCCGCGAAAAGUAAUUAACAACAAAUUACGGAACCGUAGCGAACAACAACAGCCGCAACCAACACACUUAAAGCUAAUUAAAUUUGGCUCUCUCCUGCCCCCCUUCCACAACGGGAGCCACAUCGCAACAGCUGGAGGCGGCAGAGUUGCCACCAUGCGCCACAACUAAUAAAUAAAUAGAAGUGAUCAAAACUUUUUGGUAUUCAUUUGGAAGAAAACAAAUAAAUUAACCGCUGACCCACAGCCAACAUCCAACAUCGAACAUACAAUUUCCAAGCCCAACCUAAUUGAUUUGCCAAUAAAAUUCACAAGACUUCAACAACAGCCUCAGAAAAAAGGAACCCUCCGCCACAUGGAGGAGGCACAGCCUGUAAUUUGUAACUGGCCAACUGCAAGACCCCAAGUAAUUGACGCCACCGAAAGGCACACAGGGUCCACGCUCACACACACAUAUGGACAUUAAUUACCGCAAAGUAAAGGAACCAACGACCACGACCACGGGCAGGGGCAGGGGCAGGGGCAGGGGCACGGGCACGGCGAGAAGGUGGGACCAGAACCAAAAUCAGAACCAGAACCAGGACGACGAGAGCUGAAAACCAUUGGAGCCAAGCGAAGCGAAACUAAUGUGCAACGGCAUGUAGAAAUGUCAUUUCUGUGCAAUUUUUGUUGCUCCAGUAAAUUAUUUUUUCAAUUUUUCCCAUUAGAGAAACCGCAUCAAAGCAGCCGCAACACCAGCGCCCACCACGGAUGACCACUUCAACGGGACAAACCAAACCUUUAAUCAGUGUCAGUGUUGCAUAUGCAAAUGGAGUCCUAGUAAUUGAAGGGUCGUAGAACAUCACACAUCGCUGGACAAGCCGCGACUGCAGGCGAGAACAAAAACUUGAAGGAGUUUACCUUGAGAACGGAGCACGCAAAGAAUUCCAUUGCGUCGACGCGGCGACGGCGUUGCUGUUGCUGUUGCUGCCCCUAGCAAUUCUUUUGACCACAACAAAUCUAGCACGCAAGGUGUCGUAGGAAGGCGCUCCUAGCCUUAAGAGUCUUAAGAGAGCAUUCUCCUUCGCGGCGAAUAUGAGCGAAGAGAACGACGAUUACCUGGCCCACGAAGCCGCUGCCAUGGCGGAUGAGGAAAGGGAUGUGGACGGUGGCGACGGGGACGGAGACGGGGACCUGGACGGAGAUGGGGCUGGGCAUGGGCAUGGCCGCAGCGUCGCAGCUGCUAAUAACGAGUCCGUGCUUGGCGGCCAAACAAUGCCACAAAUUAGUUCGAACGCACAGCUCGAGGGAAACGUUUCGCCAACACCGAUACCGACCCAGACAACGACGUCCCGCUUUGAUGAUAAUCUCCAGAAUAAUAAUAUUAGCAACAAGCACAGCGGCCACGGCAACAUUAACAACAACCACAGCAGCGGCGGCGGUGGCGGCGGCAAUCACCAGCAGAACGACUCCAGCCUCGGCGGCCUCGGCAGCCCCCUGAAGAGCCCCAAGCGUAACAUCUCGUCCAGCUUCCGGAUACAGAAUGCCCCCUACGAUGAGGACGAGGACCUAACGGCCGGCGACUUGCAGCCAGACAUCGCCGGUGCAUCUGCUGCAGCAGCUGGAGGUGGUCCUGGUGUUGGUGUUGGCAAUCGGCACGUACCCGGCACGGACUACUGGCAGCCAAGGAACGGCGGCGGCUCAGUCCACGGCGGUGGAGUCCAGAGUGGUGUCCAGAGCGGCCAUCAGAGUCGGGCCCUCAGCCCGAGCUACCUGGACAACAUGAGCGAGAACUCGGAGCAACCGCCUGUUGUGCCCCUGGUGCGGUCCAAGUCGCGUCCGGAGAUCUCUAGUGCGGCGGCCUCCCGCUACUCCAAUCUGUCCUACUGGAAGGCCCGGCGCGUGGUUUUCUACCGCAACGGGGACCCGUUCUUCCCGGGGGUGGAGCUGCGCUACAGACCCGGGCGCGAUGUCACGUCGUUGGACAACCUUCUGGACAAGAUAUCGCCCAAGAUGGAUCUGCCGCGUGGGGCACGCUAUGUCUUCUCCAUGGACGGCGACCGGAAGUAUCAUCUGGACGAGCUGGAGGAUGGCGCCUUCUAUGUGGUCUCCUCGUUCAAGGCGUUCAAGCCUGCCAGCUACGGCAAGAAGAACGGGAUGUGGUAUGCAUCGCCUGGAAAUCAGGGCUGGGGCUCCAAGCCCGCCAGUCGGAAGCCCUCAAUAAUGGAAGCGGAUUUGGGCACAUUAUCGACCACAUCAGGCUCGAUAAAGCGCAGUGCCGGCCGUGUGAUACGCAUCAUCAAUAAUUUGGAUCAUUCGGUGCAGUGUCGCGUUUUGUUGAACCUACGCACCUCGCAGCCAUUCGAGGAAGUGCUCGAGGAUUUGGGUCAAGUGCUGAAAAUUAACGGAGCAAAGAAAAUGUACACAGGCACUGGCCAGGAGGUCCGCAGUUUCUCCCAGCUGCGGAACGAGUUCGCCGACGUGGACACCUUCUACCUGGCCACGGGCACUGCUCUGAUUGCCGGCUCACCCAUCAGACGGUCGCGGUCGAGACCCUCGGUGGUGGCCGCCGCCCCCAUACUGCCCACGGAUGAGCUGCCCAAGGUGCCGCUGCGUGGGGCAAGGCCUAGGAGCAAGAGCCGGCCGCGCAUACUGUACGCGCCGGAGAGCGAGAUAUUGCGACCGAAUGGGGAGUACACCAUGCUGGACAUCAUGAAGGAGGAGCCCACCAAGGUUACGAUCAGGGGCUUGCGGCGUACCUUCUAUCCGCCCGUUCACCAUGCGCCGGCUGACAACUCGCCGCCGGACAAAAAGUUGCAGCUCCAAUGGGUCCAUGGCUACCGUGGCAUCGAUGCUCGCCGGAACCUUUGGGUCUUGCCGUCCGGGGAGCUGCUCUACUACGUGGCCGCUGUGGCCGUGCUCUUCGAUCGGGACGAGGAUGCUCAGCGCCACUACACAGGCCACACUGAAGAUAUUAUGUGCAUGGAUGUGCACCCCUCCAGGGAGCUGGUGGCAUCGGGGCAGAAAGCUGGACGCGAUCGCAAGUCGCAGGCGCAUGUACGGAUCUGGAGCACCGAGUCCUUGCAGACACUCUACGUUUUUGGCAUGGGCGAACUAGAUAGUGGCGUCACUGCCGUCGCAUUUUCGCAGCUGAACGGAGGCAGCUACAUCCUUGCCGUGGACAGCGGCCGUGAGAGCAUCCUGUCCGUUUGGCAGUGGCAAUGGGGUCACCUGCUGGGAAAAGUAGCCACACUGCAGGAGGGCCUAUCGGGCGCCGCAUUCCAUCCGCUGGAUGAUAAUCUCAUCAUCACACACGGGCGCGGCCACCUGGCCUUCUGGCAUCGGCGCAAAGAUGGCUUCUUCGAGCGGACGGAUAUUGUCAAGCAGCCAUCGCGCUCGCACGUAACGAGCGUUCAAUUCGAGCCGGAUGGCGAUGUCAUAACAGCCGACUCGGAUGGCUUUAUCACCAUCUACUCUGUGGACUCCGAUGGCGCGUACUUUGUCCGCACCGAGUUCGAGGCCCACAACAAGGGCAUCGGCUGCCUGAUCAUGCUGGGGGAGGGAACGCUGCUGUCGGGCGGCGAAAAGGACCGCAAGAUAGCCGCCUGGGACUCCCUGCAGAACUACAAGAAGAUUGCCGACACUAAGCUUCCUGAAGCCGCUGGCGGCGUGCGAACGAUUUAUCCGCAGCGUCCUGGGCGCAACGAUGGCAACAUCUAUGUCGGCACAACCCGCAACAACAUCCUCGAGGGCUCGCUGCAGCGCCGCUUCACCCAGGUGGUCUUCGGACAUGGCCGCCAGCUGUGGGGUCUGGCCGCACAUCCGGAUGACGAGCUCUAUGCGACGGCUGGUCACGACAAGCAUGUGGCGCUGUGGCGCAAGAAUAAACUGAUCUGGACCAUUCAGACGGGGUACGAGUGUGUGGCGUUGGCCUUCCAUCCGUUUGGCACUCUUGCUGCGGGCAGCACUGAGGGCCAUCUGCUGGUCAUCAACUGUGAGAACGGAGCGGUGAUGUUGACCCUUCGCGUCUGUGGCUCGCCCCUCAACUGCGUGGCCUACAAUCAGGUUGGUGACAUGAUUGCCAUGGGCUCACAGAAUGGCAGCAUUUACCUCUUCCGCGUCUCGCGCGACGGUUUUUCCUACAAGAAGGUCAACAAGAUACGCGGCUCCCAGCCCCUGACACACCUGGACUGGAGCAUGGAUGGCAACUUUGUGCAGACGGUGACAAUUGACUUUGACCUGCUGUUCUGGGACGCCAAGUCGCUGUCGCCGGAGCGCAGUCCCAUUGCCAUGAAGGAUGUCAAGUGGCUGACCAACAACUGCACUGUGGGCUUCCUGGUGGCCGGCCAGUGGAGCAAUCGCUACUACAGCACCACCAACACCAUCGUAGCCACCUGCAGUCGCUCGGCCGCACACGAUAUGCUUGCCUCUGGCGAUGCCGAGGGAUAUUUGCGUUUGUUCAGGUAUCCGUGCAUCUCGCCGCGCGCCGAAUUCCACGAGUCGAAGGUGUACUCUGGCAUGCUGGCCUGCGCCCGCUUCCUGUGCGGGGAUCACACACUCAUCACGGUGGGCGGCACAGACGCUUCGCUCAUGGUGUGGGACAUUGUCGAGGAAUAGCUGAAAUGGCCACCGUGGCGCACCACUGCCCAGUACGAGUCGUGCUACACGGAUUACUGGAAUCGCCGCACAUCGCGGGUCUCCUCCACAUUGCUGGACAGUGACUCUGUCGACUAUCAGUGACUCCAUUCGAGUCCGAUCGGCUCGGUUCUGGACAGUGUUCUGCUUGCUAGAGAUUCAAACGAACAACAAUUGGCCAGCAUUCCGUUUUUUUUUUUGUAGAUGAACGAAAUAUUAAUAUUAGAUAAUUGCACCAAUUGCAUUAAUACGAUCGAAAUUCAACAUUUUCGAACAUUUUUUUGAACAGAAACAAAUCACGAGCAAACCGCACUCAAAACGGCUUCCACUCCGAGAAUCUUCCGUUAGUCUUGCCAUCUGCAUUUGUCCCUGCCUUCCCCCCAUUCGAUUAAACAACUAAAACUAACUCUAAAUGCCACUGGUGGAUACUACAACUAUAACUUUACGAAGCGAACAGCCGCAGUCAAAGCCUGACAAACUAUACUUCAUCUUCCACAACGUCUAUAUCUUGGUGUGUCGGUACCUUCACCUACACCUUCCCCGAACAAAUGCAAAUGCAGUAACAUAACCAGACAGUACGACAGUAAGUGACAAACAAACAGACAUGCAUCUCACCACAAACGCACUCAAACAUACGGAUAAUGAAUACCAAGAAGUGCACUUCCAACUUAUAUACAUAUACUUAUAUACAUAUAUCGAAUGUGUAUUGUUAAAGCAACUUUUAUCAUAAGCGUUGAAAUAA